CCCCAGGUGAAGACAAAACUUAAGCCAAAUUCUUCGGAAAACAUAGUGAGUAAAAAGCAGGAAGAUACUACUGUGAUGAAGUCUCAUAACCAAGAAAUCACUGUUUCCUCGGGUUAUCUUUCCCAACCCAACAGGCAUCAAGAAAUCUGGUCUAUCCUAGAGAGUAUUUGGAUUACAAUAUAUCAGGACAGCAUGGAUGUGUUUCAAAGACUGGGCUCAAAUUCAGCUCUGACAACUUCAAAAAUAGCAUCAUUUGAAGAAGCAUUUAUAUAUCUUCAAAAAUUAAUGGCAGCCGUGAGGGAUAUCCUUGAAGGAAUUCAGAGGAUUUUGGCCCCCAACAGUAAUUACCAAGAUGUUGAGACCCUCUAUAACUUCCUAAUCAAGUAUGAGAUAAAUAAAAGUGUCAAGUUUACUGCCCAGGAGCUUUAUGAUUGUUUUUCUCAGACUGAGUAUCGGGAAAAGUUAACCAUUGGAUGCUGCCAGCUGGUUGAGAUGGAAUAUACCAUGCAGCAGUGCAAUGCAUCUGUCUACAUGGAGGCCCAAAACAGGGGAUGGUGUGAAGACGUGCUCAACUAUAGGACCUAAGUGCUGAUUUGUAAAACUUAAGAGGAAUUGCAUUUGUCUUCAAUAAUAACAGUAACUUUCAA
This is a messenger RNA of Galeopterus variegatus (Sunda flying lemur), 647 nucleotides long. RefSeq names its product transcriptional protein SWT1-like. The record is from RefSeq and is a predicted model, not a curated record. NCBI's taxonomy places the organism in Eukaryota, Metazoa, Chordata, Mammalia, Dermoptera, Cynocephalidae. The transcript has 5 exons. Gene Ontology annotation, cellular component: nucleus. The annotation marks the transcript as partial.